GGCAACCAAAAAACCCUAGAGUUCUAUCAGAAUCUACAAGCCGAGAAACUACGAAAACACUCUCUUAAUCGUGGGAUUUCCGAGUUUGCUAUGGUUGCAGAUAUGAAUAAUCUAUCCUCACUUUCUGAGGAAAAGCUGAAGGAUCUGAAGAAGCUGUCGCGAUUCCUGGACAUAAGUAACUUUGUAGUAUCUGCACUGGCAUUUCUGAUCUUCUGGUCCGGAGGACUCGUACCAAUUCCAUUGUCUCACAAACUUGGCGUCUAUGGAAAAUAUGUGUGGAAUGUGGUCGUUUUGGUUGUCAUUGUCACCGCUGCAAUGGUUACUCGACGUCAGACUUGUGGGAAACUAGACUCGUGGAAGACUAAGUAUUAGACGUUUUUUUGGUUUUAACUUUUAGUUUUUGGAUUUCUUGAGGAUUUUUUUUUCAAAUAAAAAAGGAAAUGUUCCCUGGUUUUAAUGAAGACAUAUAAAAUUCUAAAAAACAAAUACCAAUGCAUUAUUAAUCCAAUUCUCUAAGAAGCUAAGUUGGAAAUAAAUAGAUAGAAGAAGAAGAAGCUGUAUAUAGAGG
Molecule: messenger RNA, 568 nt
Organism: Thlaspi arvense
Lineage: Eukaryota; Viridiplantae; Streptophyta; Magnoliopsida; Brassicales; Brassicaceae
Source: the annotation of a GenBank genome assembly